AUGCGUCUUCGUUCGCUCUGCGUGACAGGCAUCUGGCUGGCCAGCUGUGCUGCCACCCCCAUCCCCGACCAUCCUGGUGACGGUCUUCUCCCCCAGACUCCUCUUUCGACUCCUCACUCGCCGCCCGUGGUGACCGGCCAUGAGAUCCAUAUUCCUUGUGCAAAGGGACCAGGGCCCGAGAGCGACCACGAGAAGUCAUCCAAGGCAUACCUGGCGAUGAAAUUCCAUACCGAAAGCAAUGCUCUUCUCGCCAACAAUGCCUCCAUCUUCCCGGCUUCAUACCCCAUGCAUCUGCCUGCCACCCGGUACCAGGAGUCCGGCCAGGGUGCCGAGGAUGUACUGUUGCAGUACGCCGUGAAUAUCGACUACAUUCACCCCAAUCCCGAAGAAUGGAUUCAAGACGUCUACCACGUGGAGGUCAAACUCUUCGAUCUGGCCGGUCGCCCGGCCACUACCGACACCGUCACCGUUCGACUGUCCCGGCAGCAGCAGGGGGAAUUGUAUAUCUCGCAGAUCAUGGUGGAGCCCCUUCUUCAGUACCACGAUGUCCACGGGGACGGCAACUGUCUCUGGCACGUCAAAUACUGGAAAAUGAUCGUGAGCAAGUACCGCGCCUGGCGAAAGACCCAAGGACACGGCCGGGUGGGAUCUCACUGGCAGGCGAUACCGUCGGACGACGCAGCAGCAAACACACCAAUCCCGACCGCUGAUAAGGCUUACACCUCAGACGGGACUAGCACGGCUGAUCGAGCAAGACCGGACUCUCACGCGGCGCCCGUCUCGCCGUUUCGAGUAUUUGGCGUAGACAGGUCUCCCCGACCGGUGGUGUUGCGUCCCAGCGGCCACCAUCGAGAUUUCUGGCGACUGGUGGUCCCGGCUAUUAUCCCGGCGCUGCUGGGGGCGACGGCCGGACUGGUGGUGUGCAUGAUGGGGUUGCUCGUGUGGAAGAUUGUAGUCUGUACGUGUGGGCGGAGACAGGGUCGGAGAUGUCGGGAGGCCGGGGGUUGCCAGCGCGAACGAUGCGCCAGGUCGGAGAAGCAGCGCUUGCUGGACCAGGAUCAGCUGAGCCUGGCGUAA
This is a messenger RNA of Aspergillus ibericus CBS 121593, 1077 nucleotides long. RefSeq lists its product as uncharacterized. The coding region runs from base 1 to 1077 and encodes 358 amino acids. NCBI's taxonomy places the organism in Eukaryota, Fungi, Ascomycota, Eurotiomycetes, Eurotiales, Aspergillaceae. The record is from RefSeq and is a predicted model, not a curated record. The transcript has 2 exons.